Messenger RNA from Trichoderma virens Gv29-8, 1035 nucleotides. RefSeq lists its product as uncharacterized. The transcript is spliced from 3 exons. The coding region runs from base 1 to 1035 and encodes 344 amino acids. The record is from RefSeq and is a predicted model, not a curated record. NCBI's taxonomy places the organism in Eukaryota, Fungi, Ascomycota, Sordariomycetes, Hypocreales, Hypocreaceae.
AUGGAGACGGAGAAGAGGAGAUAUCUGGGCAACCACCAGCUGAACGAGCUGGAGGAGCGGCUGUUUGAGAUUCUGUUCCUGCGGCAGGAGAUUCCGCUUUUGCCUCUGCACUGGGGGGUUGAUUUCCGGGCGGUUCCUAUGUCGGGGGACUUGUUUUGUUGGAAGACGGGGGUGAAGCCGAUUGUUUAUGCGCAUACGAGUGGAUUUCGAGCAGCAACCAUGGCACUGUCACGACUCAUCGAUCUCACGGCCAACGUACGCACGUCCUGCCAGUCAGGUCUGCGCCGAAAGACGCCCCUGAUGAUCAAAAAAUCCUUGGAUAAGUACCUCAGCUGGGCUGCCGAGGAUGGAGGCUACAGCCAUCUGAAAUACAUCCCCAACAUCACCGUCGAGAUCGUCGAUAAGACCGGCGAAGGGCUUGAAGAGCAUCAGCUGACAGCUUUCGUCGGGAUGCGCAUGAGACAGCUGGCACAGUCGCACCGCGAGCUGCUCGCUAUCAAGGCAGAACAGGAGGAGAAUUCGGCUGAUAUGGAUAUAGACAGAGAGUUACUGCGGCGGCCCGUCAUAAAGCCGGAGUCUCACGGGGAGACAUCGGUCAUUGACAGCGGGGAUGAUGAGCCGACGACUAAACAAGGUAACAAGGCAAGAGACAGAGUAUACGUGAAGCUAGAGGAUGAAGAGGAAGAAAAACAAACCAUCAUAAAAAAGGAGCUCUUUGACGAUUCAGACGACGACAUUACGAUGGCAGACAUUCCCAUGGCACCAACAACAUCGUAUCUUCGUCCACCCCCCGUCGUCUUCGGCUUCUUUAUAGUUUCUACUUCCGUCAUUCUACUUACCGCCGACUCUUCCAAAGAAGAUGCCGACAUGAAGUUAAACUAUCACGUAGAUUUGGACUUUCAGAACCGCAGCCUAGGCGUGUGGAAUGCCUUGACGGUGGCGAUUGCGACGUGCCUUGCGAGAGACGACAUGAUGAAGAGGAUGGGGGAUUUCGAGGAGGAAAUAUACGUUGAGGAGAGCGAUCCGGAUGCUUGA